This is a messenger RNA of Batrachochytrium dendrobatidis JAM81, 781 nucleotides long. RefSeq lists its product as uncharacterized. The record is from RefSeq and is a predicted model, not a curated record. Lineage: Eukaryota; Fungi; Chytridiomycota; Chytridiomycetes; Rhizophydiales. The transcript is spliced from 2 exons. The annotation marks the transcript as partial.
CGUUUCAAACAUGUCGUCUGGAAAUAAAAACGAGGCAGUUGCAUGCUGCACCUCGAUUGUGGGACUACUGGCAUCGUUGUUUUUUGGAAAGUCGAAUACAAAUGAUCAAAGCACUGAAUUACAACCUCAGCAACCUGUAGUUGUUCAACAACCACCAGCUACAACAUGGCAGAAACCUCCACAGCACCAAUAUGACCAGCAGCUUCCUUCGCAACCUCAUUAUGAUCAGCAAGUACCGGUAAAGCCAAAUCAUCCUGUUUCUGUGCCCCACUCUCCACCAUCUCAGCAGCAUCAUGUCGACGAUGCUGCACUAAUACAAGAAGCUGAAUCGCUGCGUGACCAAGCUCACAAAAUGGCCAAUGAUCGUGCCAAGUUUUAUGAUGCCUCUCAAGCUGCAUGGAAUUCAGGAAACAAGGCAGAUGCUAAGGAACAAUCUGACAAGGCAAAGCAGUACGGUGCUAAAGUGGAUCAGCUGAAUGCACAGGCAUCCGCUCUGUUUUUUAAAGCCAAAAACGCCGGUCGUGGUCUUGGGGAGAUUGACCUCCAUGGCCAGUUUGUUCGUGAAGCAGUACGACUAACAGACGAACGUAUUCUUCAAUGCAGACAGCAGGCUAAUGGACAGGAGAGAGUGACGGAUCUGGUGGUGAUUGUUGGCAAAGGACUGCAUUCCGUUGGAGGUGUUGCCAAGAUUAAACCUGCUAUUGUCGAGUUGAUGCAGAAACAUGGCAUUAGUGCCACUAUGGAUACUCCUAAUGCUGGAUGCAUUACAGUCCAUUUGGAA